Penicillium nucicola is the source of this 1230-nucleotide messenger RNA. RefSeq lists its product as uncharacterized. Gene Ontology annotation, molecular function: ubiquitin conjugating enzyme binding; ubiquitin binding. The record is from RefSeq and is a predicted model, not a curated record. Gene Ontology annotation, biological process: ubiquitin-dependent protein catabolic process. The coding region runs from base 1 to 1230 and encodes 409 amino acids. Gene Ontology annotation, cellular component: cytoplasm. The transcript has 5 exons. NCBI's taxonomy places the organism in Eukaryota, Fungi, Ascomycota, Eurotiomycetes, Eurotiales, Aspergillaceae.
AUGUCCGAAGAAGACAAGAAUUCCACUACUAGCAAGCCCUUGGCUGCGCUCAACUCCCCCACCAGUCUCAGAGCCGAGUCACCCACUACCGCCCGCCCGCUUGACUUUGACGAUGAACCCCAAGAGAGCGGAGUCACGACUUCCUCUCCUGCUGCUGCACAGCCAGCUCCCGCCGAGGAUGCCCCGCCAAAGCCGCCCAGGCCCCUGAGCCCGAGAGAACAGUCGGAGAUCACAUUGAAGGAGGCUUUCCCAAGCGUUGAGCCCGGCGUUGUGAAGGCGAUCUUGACCGCAAGCAAUUGGAAUGUCGAGCGAGCAUUUAAUGCGCUUCUGGGCAUGACCGACCCCAAGGCCCAAGAAGAAAUGGCACCGCCACCGAAGCCACCCCGUCCCUCCCAGCAGUCUCCCUCUACCACGCAGAGACAGGUGGAUGCAGAUGAACAGUACGCACGUCAGCUCUCCGAGCACUAUAAUGCGACAGGGCGUCGCGCGCCCCCUCCCGGCUGGGAAAGUGAUCCCAGAUACCAGCGACCCAGAGGAAGUGAAGAAUCGGAUGACCGGGAAUAUAACUUUUUCGAUGAUGAUCUACCCGUGAUCCGCGAGAAUAUCCGCAAGGGUUUCUUGGAGACACAGUCCAAGGUGAACUCUUGGGUAACAAAUCUUAAGAAGAGGAUUGAUGGAGAAGAAGGGGAUGAACAGGCCGGACCUACCCAAGGAGAGAGUGCUGCAUACGGCCGUCCCCGGCGUAGCGGCGAUAUGGGCCGUCGCAGCGGUGAUCGUGAGCGUUACGACGCAGACCCCCAGGUUCUUGGUGAUGACUUCUCUGCCCUUGAGCUGAGAGAUGGCGAAGCUCCUCCUCGUCAGCCUCCCCGUCCUCGUCCCAGCGUCAAGACCUCUCCUUCGCCAGACCGACGCCGAGUGUCCUUCCAGGAUGGACCUCCUACUGAAAUCGAUAACCUCUACGAUGCUCCCUCCUCCAAGCGCAACAGCUCCACGGGCAACAAGCCUAGCAAAUGGCAGCCUAUGUCCGCCGUCGAGCCUUCUCCUGUUGCCGAGAACGACCCAUUCAGUCUCGGUGAUAGCGAUGAUGAGAAGGAUACUAAGACCAAGGAGCAAGUUACUGUUCCGGAAAGUGACCAAAUCAAGAAGGCCACGGCAGAGGCCAUGUCUGAUGAAACCCCCAAGGACAAGGACGACCUCAAGUCCGCCAGCAAGCCCGAUGAGUCGAAAUAG